Cuscuta campestris is the source of this 1392-nucleotide messenger RNA. The record is from the annotation of a GenBank genome assembly. NCBI's taxonomy places the organism in Eukaryota, Viridiplantae, Streptophyta, Magnoliopsida, Solanales, Convolvulaceae.
GUGUUUUAGUGCGUAUUUUGAAUGAAAAAUAAAAAGGAGUCAUUAUGUCUGUGUCUAUAUCAACAAAAGGGAAAAAAUUGAUUGUAGAGAUACCUGAAGUAAUAAUGGAGGAUUCUGUGAGAAGAGAAUUACCCCUCUCACCAAUUCCAGUGGGAGUGGUCUUUAGUGGUACAUCAUCUAUGGAUACCCCUGGUCCUAAGUUACCAUUGCAAAAUGCAAUGGCAGAGAUUGAAGAAGCUACAACUUCGAUGACAACGAUAUCGAGUACAGAAAUUUUCAACCCAAAGGUUGAGAGAACAUUCUCAGAGCCUAUGAAUUCAAUUGCCUUCUCAAGUCCCAGUUCUGCUACAGAGGAGAAUGCGUGCAAACUACAUCGAUCAUAUUCACUACCUAACUUAAAGGAGGGCGGGAGCAUCACACGCAUGGCUAAUGGAAAGGUGCUAUAUCAUGUUAUUCCCUCUGCCACUCAAAUCACAGACAAUACUCUUCCCAUAUCAUUUGCUGCUCCAUCUAUUGGUGGAGAUGUCACAGAAGAAGCGUUGCAAAGGACGGAGGUUCGAAAUUUAUCUGUUAGGCUUUUGCGUGUUCAAAACAAUCAUCAUGGCAAUGCCGCUGUCCGUGCUGAAUUUCAUCCAUUGUGGAUUUGGAAGGAUUUUCCAGUGCUUCUCUUUUGCAGCAUAAUUGGCUACUUUAUUUUGAUGGUGGAGCUUCUGAACAAGAGGGGGCCUCAUUCUGUGGACAAAACAUUUGCAUUUUCUCUCGUGUUGGGGCUCUUCGCACACAUGAUAGCAUAUACAAUGGCCAGAAAAUACACUUGGGUUUAUGCACUAGUUCAGUUCGUGUCGGUGGCUCUGUUUGGACAUGCGCUCUACUUGUUGCUCAACUGUGACGCGUUUGUCGCGAUCACUGUGGCCAUUUUGUUUGGCUUUGCCGUUCCAAUGUGUGGCAUAUUGAUCAUCACUGUGCUUAUGGACCGGAUGGAACCACAAAGUAAUAGCGCGAAUCAGGAGCAACCAUCCCAAGCUCCAGGAACCGGUAAUCUUCUUCCUUCGUCCCAAAAUGAUCUGCAACAAACAGAUCUUGAAAGUGGCAGUUCUGGACUUGUUGGUGGCAAUUAAGACCAAAGGGUUUCUUCUCUAAUUUGUGCAUUUUUCCUAUCAUGUCAAUAUGUCAUAUUGUGUGCAUGUACAUAGUUUAAUGGUUUGAACAUGUGUUAAUACCUCUUGAUAUUGUGAACAUAUCACACUUGGGGUUUUAAUGUUUCCCUUUUGUACUUCCUUUGCUCCAUUUUACAUUCCUAUGUUUUUUUUAUAUGUCCAAAAUUAUAUUGCAUGCUUUCUUUUAUGUAAAAUAUUAAGUGGUAUUAAUUGUACCUAUCAUGUUUAGAUUGGU